Molecule: messenger RNA, 1248 nt
Organism: Misgurnus anguillicaudatus (oriental weatherfish)
Lineage: Eukaryota; Metazoa; Chordata; Actinopteri; Cypriniformes; Cobitidae
Gene: cbr1
Product: carbonyl reductase 1
Molecular function (GO): carbonyl reductase (NADPH) activity
Source: RefSeq, a predicted model, not a curated record
UGCUAUAUAUAUCGAGCAGGGAGUGCUUUUAUGCAAGCGCGCAUACAUCUGCGCAUGCGCUUUACGUCGAAAAGCGAAAGUGGUUUCUGAAACGUCGACUUGUUCAUUUAGUGAACAAACAGGAGCAACAAUGAGCAACACCAAAGUAGCCCUGGUCACUGGUGCAAAUAAAGGCAUCGGGCUCGCUAUCGUGCGGGCAAUGUGUAAGCAAUACACCGGGGACGUGUACUUGACAGCCCGCGAUGUGGGACGAGGAAACGCGGCGGUGGAAGGUCUGAAGAAAGAGGGUCUCUCACCCCUUUUCCAUCAGUUGGACAUCAAUGACCCAAACAGCGUUCGUACUGCACGAGACUUCUUCAAAGAGAAGUACGGGGGCUUGGACGUGCUCAUCAACAACGCUGGAAUUGCAUUCAAAAUGGCAGAUACAACAGCAUUUGGGAUCCAGGCGGAUGUGACAUUAAAGACCAACUUCUUUGCCACCAGAGAUAUGUGCAAUGUCUUCUUGCCCAUUAUCAAACCUGGAGGUAGGCUGGUGAAUGUCUCCAGCAUGAUGAGCUCUAUGGCUUUAGGCAAGUGUAGUCCAGAACUCCAGGCCCGUUUCCGUAGCGACGACAUCACCGAGGAGGAACUGGUCGGGUUGAUGGAGCGAUUCGUCAGUGAUGCCCAGGCAGGUCUCCACUCGGAACGAGGCUGGCCCAGUUCUGCGUAUGGAAUCUCCAAAACUGGCCUCACCACCCUGACUAGGAUCCUGGCCCGAAAUCUGACCAAAGAGAGGCCUGGAGAUGAGAUCCUGUGCAAUGCAUGCUGUCCUGGAUGGGUCAGAACUGACAUGGCUGGGCCAAAUGCAACAAAGUCACCAGAUGAGGGUGCUGUCACUCCAGUGUACUUAGCACUGCUGCCCGCGGGGGCAAAAGAGCCCCAUGGACAGUUUGUGUCGGAGUUGAAAGUUCAGCCGUGGUGAGAGGGAGGUCGAUUGCGUUUCAUAACGUUGGAGUCGAGUUUAGACACUCCCACAGCUUUAUAGAUAUUUAACUCCUUCAAAUUCAGACAGUCUAGUUUUAAAAUAUGUUAUAUAGACCUGAACUCAGACUGAAGCUUUGAUAAAACAACUCAGGUAGUCAACUUAUUCAGAGUUACUUUAAUGUUUGUGUGUUGUGCAAUUUCAUGUCGUAAACAUCAUGCAUGUGAAAUGUAAUAUUGGAUCAGAUUUCUAUUGGUCACACAUAGUCGGUGGCUAAAACAGCAUGU